This is a messenger RNA of Lolium rigidum, 461 nucleotides long. RefSeq names its product acyl carrier protein 3, chloroplastic. Gene Ontology annotation, biological process: fatty acid biosynthetic process. Gene Ontology annotation, molecular function: acyl carrier activity. The coding region runs from base 60 to 458 and encodes 132 amino acids. The transcript is spliced from 4 exons. The record is from RefSeq and is a predicted model, not a curated record. NCBI's taxonomy places the organism in Eukaryota, Viridiplantae, Streptophyta, Magnoliopsida, Poales, Poaceae.
CAGCCAACCCCCCGGUCCGUCGCUCUCACGCUCUUCGUGCCCGCCGCCUCCCCCGCCCCAUGGCUUCCAUCGCCGGAUCCGCCCUCUCCUUCGCCAGGCCCGUCAAGGCAAUCAGCACGAACUCGCUGUCUUUCUCCAGUGCAACGAGGGGCAAUGCAUUUCUCCGCCUUCAGCCAGUGCCCAUGAGAUUCGCAGUUUGCUGCUCGGCAAAAAAGGAAACAGUGGACAAGGUUUGUGACAUCGUCAAGAAGCAGCUUGCUGUUCCAGAAGGCACUGAAGUUGUCGGUGCCACCAAGUUCUCUGACCUUGGAGCAGAUUCACUCGACACGGUCGAGAUCGUGAUGGGCCUCGAGGAGGAGUUUGAAAUCAGCGUGGAGGAGUCGAGCGCACAGGCGAUCGCGACAGUUGAAGAUGCUGCCACGCUCAUCGACAAGCUUGUCUCCGCAAAGUGCGCUUAAGGA